UUGGAAAGACCACAACCAUACUUUCUGCCUCUCUAGUUCUCUCUCAAAAGAUGGCCACCCUUAGUUUCCUUUUCAUCCUCAUGCUUUUACCCUCAUUUGAGGCUCUCUCAGAUGAAUCCACACCCUACUCAUCAGAAAUCCAAACACAAGACAUGCAAGCCCUGAUUGCACAAGCAUGCAUGGACAUCGAAAACCAAAACUCGUGCCUCACAAACAUCCAAAACGAGCUCACCAAAAUAGGUCCUCCAAGCCCCACCUCAGUGAUGAGUGCAGCACUCAAGGCCACACUGAACGAAGCAAGAGUGGCCAUCGACAACAUAACAAGGAUCACCGAAUUCUCCGUCAGUUACCGCGAGCAACAAGCCAUAGAAGAUUGCAAGGAGCUCUUGGACUUCUCGGUCUCCGAGCUUGCAUGGUCGAUGGGUGAGAUGAGAAGACUUAGAUCAGGAGACACAAAUGUUCAACACGAGGGAAACCUCGAAGCGUGGCUAAGUGCAGCACUCAGCAAUCAAGACACGUGCCUAGAAGGCUUUGAAGGCACUGAUAGACGCCUCGAGAGUUACGUGAGUGGAAGCUUGACACAAGUGACGCAACUUAUAAGCAAUGUUUUGUCUUUGUACACUCAGUUGCAUGGCUUACCGUUUAGGCCUCCGAGGAACACUACAAGUGAAACAAUGGAGUUUCCUGAAUGGAUGAGUGAGGGUGAUCAAGAGCUGCUUAAGGCCAAGCCACGUGGCGUGCGUGCGGACGCGGUUGUGGCGUUGGAUGGGAGUGGUCACUACCGCUCUAUCAACGAUGCUGUUAAUGCAGCUCCGAGUCAUAGUCAAAGGAGGUAUAUUAUUUACGUAAAAAAGGGACUCUACAAGGAGAAUGUGGACAUGAAGAAGAAGAUGACAAACAUCAUGCUUGUGGGGGAUGGUAUUGGCCAAACCAUUAUCACAAGCAACCGGAAUUUCAUGCAAGGAUGGACCACUUUUCGAACUGCCACGCUUGCUGUAUCGGGGAAGGGUUUCAUUGCGAGGGACAUGUCAUUCAGGAACACAGCUGGGCCAGUGAAUCAUCAAGCGGUGGCACUGCGUGUGGAUUCAGACCAAUCAGCGUUCUACAGGUGCAGUGUGGAAGGGCACCAAGACACCCUCUACGCGCACUCCCUGCGACAGUUCUACCGCGAAUGCGAAAUCUACGGCACCAUUGACUUCAUUUUCGGCAACGGGGCCGCAGUGUUGCAAAAUUGCAAAAUAUACACCAGGGUCCCACUUCCCUUGCAGAAGGUCACCAUCACGGCCCAAGGCAGAAAAAGCCCACACCAGAGCACUGGCUUCACCAUCCAGGAUAGCUACGUUCUUGCCACCCAGCCCACGUACUUGGGCCGGCCCUGGAAGCAAUACUCCAGGACGGUCUACAUCAACACAUACAUGAGUGGGCUGGUCCAGCCUCGAGGGUGGCUCGAGUGGCUGGGAAACUUUGCCUUGGACACCUUGUGGUACGGUGAGUAUAGAAACUAUGGGCCUGGUGCAUCAGUGGCGGGCCGGGUCAGAUGGCCCGGUUAUCAUGUGAUUAAAGAUGCUUCUACAGCUAGUUUCUUCACAGUGCAGCGCUUCAUUAAUGGGGACACGUGGCUGCCCAAGACAGGUGUUAAAUUUACAGCAGGCUUGACCAAUUGAGUAUGGUCGUUAUUAUUUGUAUAUCAAAACAAAUAAGCUUACCAUCCUCCAUUUUUUUAGAUAAAUAAUUGAUGGAGGAGUCAUAGGUUUUUUUUUUUUUUUUUCAGUGGGUUGAUGUUUAGGAAUUAAAUUUGUGUUUGGUGGGUGUUGUUGGGAUUAGGAGUGGUGGUUUGUAGUAAAAUUAUUUCCCCAAAACUCAUUUGAGCAAAUAAAAUAGGCUUUUCUUGAACAC
Molecule: messenger RNA, 1896 nt
Organism: Cajanus cajan (pigeon pea)
Lineage: Eukaryota; Viridiplantae; Streptophyta; Magnoliopsida; Fabales; Fabaceae
Product: Plant invertase/pectin methylesterase inhibitor superfamily
Biological process (GO): cell wall modification
Molecular function (GO): enzyme inhibitor activity; pectinesterase activity
Source: RefSeq, a predicted model, not a curated record